Molecule: messenger RNA, 204 nt
Organism: Dacryopinax primogenitus
Lineage: Eukaryota; Fungi; Basidiomycota; Dacrymycetes; Dacrymycetales; Dacrymycetaceae
Product: UPF0057-domain-containing protein
Exons: 4
Coding region: 1-204 (67 amino acids)
Cellular component (GO): membrane
Source: RefSeq, a predicted model, not a curated record
AUGGCAUCCCCUCCCUCUUCCAAUUCCGACGUCUUCCUCUACUUCCUCGCAAUCUUGCUGCCUCCCGUGGCCGUCUUCAUCAAGAGAGGAAUCACUGCUGAUUUCUGGAUCAACAUUUGUUUGUGCAUCCUCGCUUGGCUUCCAGGUGUCCUCCAUGCUUGGUAUAUUAUCUCUAAGCACGCGCGUCCUGCUAUGGCGUAUUAG